CCGAAUCUCCCCCUUCCUCUGCUCUGUCUUUCUCAACAAAAAGAAAGAAUGAAAACAUAAUCUCUUUUCUUUUUGUUGUUUCGUUCAUAUUUUUGCAGUGACAAUGGUUGAGCCCGCAACAGCAACCCAAGCAGCAGCACCGGCCGUGCCUCAGCUGAAGGAUGAGCUUGACAUUGUGAUACCAACUAUAAGAAACUUGGACUUUCUUGAGAUGUGGAGGCCAUUCUUUCAGCCUUACCAUCUCAUCAUUGUUCAAGAUGGUGAUCCUUCCAAAACCAUCAAGGUUCCUGAUGGUUUUGACUAUGAACUUUACAACAGGAAUGAUAUUAACAGGAUUCUGGGUCCUAAGGCCUCUUGCAUUUCCUUCAAGGACUCUGCUUGCCGUUGCUUUGGCUACAUGGUGUCUAAGAAGAAGUAUAUUUUUACCAUUGAUGACGACUGUUUUGUUGCUAAGGACCCAUCUGGCAAAGCUAUCAAUGCACUGGAGCAACACAUCAAGAAUCUGCUGUCCCCAUCGACUCCCUUCUUCUUCAACACCUUAUAUGAUCCGUACAGAGAUGGUGCUGAUUUUGUCCGUGGGUACCCCUUCAGUCUCCGCGAGGGUGUUCCAACUGCUGUUUCUCAUGGCCUUUGGCUAAACAUCCCCGACUAUGAUGCACCGACUCAACUUGUGAAGCCUCUCGAGAGGAAUACCAGGUAUGUGGACGCGAUUCUAACGAUUCCAAAGGGCACCUUGUUCCCCAUGUGCGGUAUGAAUUUGGCUUUUGACCGUGAGUUGAUCGGCCCUGCCAUGUACUUUGGACUCAUGGGUGAUGGUCAGCCGAUCGGACGCUACGACGACAUGUGGGCUGGCUGGUGCACUAAGGUGAUUUGCGACCAUUUGGGACUCGGAGUCAAGACCGGAUUACCUUACAUCUACCACAGCAAAGCAAGCAACCCAUUUGUGAACCUAAGGAAGGAGUACAAGGGCAUAUUCUGGCAGGAAGAGAUCAUCCCGUUCUUCCAACAAGCUGCCCUUCCAAAGGACUGCACCAGGGUUCAAAAGUGCUACAUUGAACUAGCUAAGCAGGUGAAGGCUAAGCUUAGCAAAGUUGACCCUUACUUCGACAAGCUGGCUGAGGCGAUGGUCACAUGGAUUGAAGCCUGGGAUGAGCUCAACCCAACCGGAGCUGCGCUGCCAAAUGGCAAAGCAAAGUAGAAAAGAAAACUUCAUUAGUGGACUGAUUGUUGUCUGAUUUUGUCUUGUAUGUUUACUUUUUUCCAGAUUUUUGCAGGACGUAAUGUAUUUUUAUUGACUUUUAUGUUUCAGGACGUUAUUGCAUUACUUGUGUUAUAUUU
This is a messenger RNA of Hibiscus syriacus, 1338 nucleotides long. RefSeq names its product UDP-arabinopyranose mutase 1-like. The transcript is spliced from 4 exons. The coding region runs from base 104 to 1198 and encodes 364 amino acids. The record is from RefSeq and is a predicted model, not a curated record. Gene Ontology annotation, cellular component: Golgi apparatus; cytosol. Gene Ontology annotation, molecular function: UDP-arabinopyranose mutase activity. NCBI's taxonomy places the organism in Eukaryota, Viridiplantae, Streptophyta, Magnoliopsida, Malvales, Malvaceae. Gene Ontology annotation, biological process: plant-type cell wall biogenesis; UDP-L-arabinose metabolic process.